Molecule: messenger RNA, 813 nt
Organism: Quercus robur (English oak)
Lineage: Eukaryota; Viridiplantae; Streptophyta; Magnoliopsida; Fagales; Fagaceae
Exons: 3
Coding region: 88-630 (180 amino acids)
Biological process (GO): maturation of SSU-rRNA from tricistronic rRNA transcript (SSU-rRNA, 5.8S rRNA, LSU-rRNA); ribosome biogenesis; endonucleolytic cleavage of tricistronic rRNA transcript (SSU-rRNA, 5.8S rRNA, LSU-rRNA)
Cellular component (GO): 90S preribosome
Molecular function (GO): U3 snoRNA binding; GTPase activity; GTP binding
Source: RefSeq, a predicted model, not a curated record
AAAGAAGAGCUUGGUAACUAACCAAAAAAGAAGGGAGGAAAACCUAGAGAAGGGAUUGCAAGGUGUACCUUUGAGGAUAAGAUCAAGAUGAGUGACAUUGUUUUCAUGCGUGCAUGGGCUUCAGUUGAAGUUCCUCGCUUCUACAACCCAUUGACAACGGCCUUACAACCUCGUGAUCAGACCUGGCAAGGAAUGAAAACUGUCGCUGAAUUGAGGAGAAAACACAAUCUUGCCAUUCCUUUUAACAAGGAUUCACUCUACAAGCCAAUUGAAAGGAAGCCAAAGAAGUUCAACCCAUUGGUAAUUCCCAAGUCCUUGGAAGCAUCUCUCCCGUUUGCAACAAAGUCUAAGGAUACACCUAGUCGGAAACGUCCACUUCUUGAAAAUAGAAGACCGGCUGUUGUCAUGGAGCCUGAUGAGCGAAAAGUUCAUGCUCUUGUUCAACAUCUUCAAUUGAUUAGAUCUGAAAAGAUUAAGAAGCGAAAGCUUAAGGAAGAAAAGAAGAGGAAAGAACAUGAGGCAGAGAAAGCCAAAGAUGAGGAGUUGUCGAGAAAGCGCCGGAGAGAAGAAAGACGGGAGAGAUAUCGAGAGCAGGAUAAAGUACAGAAGAAAAUUCGGAGAAAUGUGUAGGCCUGGUGUUUUUCUGCAGAAUCAAUAUCUAAUCAUAUAUUAUAAAAAUUUGAAUCCCAAAACUCGUGGAUUCAUACAACGAUGACAUGUGUACAUUUCUCAAAGCAUUCUACCAUGACACAUGUCAUUUCUUCUUAAAGAGAAAAUGGCUAUAAUGACUAUUCAUCUACCAUUAUCCCAUCA